GGUUGAGUGAAAUGAUGGGAUCUAAAUUACGGGACAACAAUCCAGCAAUUGCUGACCUGAAUGACCAGAAUCGUCCAAUGAAACUCGCUGAACAGUUUACAGAAUUGUAUGAAAAUGAAUGGACCGACGCCUUUACCGAUUUACAGGAACCUACAAAAGAGGGAAGUGAUGAAAAAAUAACAGAUGUUGAAAGCAUUGAGAUAUUACUGCAUAUUUUGAGGGAAAUAAAUGAAGAGUGUGUUAAAGAUUCGUCCCUUCAACUGUCUGGACUAAAGGAAGCUUUCCAGUGUUUGCCCGAUGAAGAUUACAAAGAAUAUUUUAAGAAGUUCAAAGAUUUAACCAAAUCCGAAGCUUCAAAAUAUCUACCCUUACUAUGCAAGAAAAUCUUGGACGGAGAAUUAAACUGUAAAACCGUUAAGAAAUAUAAAACCGUAUGUCAACAAUUCAUCGAAGUAUGUGUCAAAAUAUGUUACCUGUCAGUUGUUCAGGAUCCACCAAUGUUUCUAGACUUUGAACCAAAUGACACAUUUGAUAAAAGUACUUUCAAAGAGUUCACAGUUUCAGGUUCAAGAAAGGACUAUUUGGUUUGGCCUGCAUUGCUUAUCCAGAAAGAUGGCGCAAUACUUUCCAAAGGUGUCGUACAGCCCAUAAAGGAGUCGGAGGAUAAAUGAAAUGUGACUUAAUAAUCAAAAAUAAACAAAAGGUGUAUAUUUUUAUGGGACAUGCAUUUUUUGGUUUGAACAUCAGCUUCAAAACAUUUGUAUUCUGUAUUCUAUAACUUAUUUAUUUAUUUUUAUAUAUGUUUUUACAAUUCUAAGCUUGUACAUUCUAAGGUAUACGAUUAAACACAAAUUAAAAAUGUAAUAAAGAGGAUUCCAAUUUUGCUUUAUUAAUCACCAAAUAACUAUCCUGAACGAAACUUACUCUUAAU
Messenger RNA from Mytilus trossulus (common blue mussel), 931 nucleotides. RefSeq lists its product as uncharacterized. Bases 12 to 671 code for a protein of 219 amino acids. Lineage: Eukaryota; Metazoa; Mollusca; Bivalvia; Mytilida; Mytilidae. The record is from RefSeq and is a predicted model, not a curated record. The transcript has 4 exons.